This is a messenger RNA of Micromonas pusilla CCMP1545, 615 nucleotides long. RefSeq lists its product as uncharacterized. The record is from RefSeq and is a predicted model, not a curated record. NCBI's taxonomy places the organism in Eukaryota, Viridiplantae, Chlorophyta, Mamiellophyceae, Mamiellales, Mamiellaceae. The transcript has a single exon. The coding region runs from base 1 to 615 and encodes 204 amino acids.
AUGCGAGUCGCGGGGGACGACGCGCCGGCGACGAGCUCCGGAACGGGUCCCCCGAAGGUUUUCGUCCUUCGCCACGAGAAGAGGGAUCCCACCGAUCCGAGGUUCUUCACGCCGCUCACGGAGGAAGGGAUGAUGGAUGCCGCGAAGACGGUGUCAGAUGAUUUGCACGAUCUCGGCAUCACCAAAAUCUACGCGUCCCCUUUCUUGAGGGUCCUCCAAACGGUGGAACCCUUCGCGAGGAGAAAGGGCCUGCUCGUGCGCGUCGAUUACUCCCUGUACGAGCAUCCGGAGCCAAACGACGAGCCGGUCACGGCGCUGCCCGCGGAGUUUUACGAGCGGUUCCCGAUAGACGCGGCGUUCGCGUCGAUUUUGGAUGGAAAUCGAAUCGGAGCGCACAACGCGGAUGCGGCGGCGUUGCGACGGCGUCUUCAAGCGUUCUUAAAGUGGGUCGUGGAGAACCACGGCGCGGACGAGCGCGUGUUGCUCGCGACGCAUCAGACGAGCUGCCACGAGCUCAUGCAUCUUCAGAGUGGUGUCGAGAUCGAGACGCUCGACGUCGCGAUGGGGUCGGUGUUUGAGCUCGACGCGGAAGCUGCCCUGGGUGGUUCGUCGUGA